AUGAAAAUAAAUAAGGAACAUUCAUCGGUCGAAUUAAAUGAUUUACCUGAUGAGAUUCUUAUGAUUAUUUUGAAAAAAUUGUGCAAUGUCGAAGUAUUGUACUCUCUAAAAGGUGUUAACAAACGACUCAAUGCAAUUGCACAUGAUCCAAUUUUUACAAAUCGCUUAACGUUGAUGAGACGUGUCUCAGAUCAUCGUACCCAUCCAUUACCUGAUGCAAUACUUGAUCGAUGUUGUUUACAAAUCUUACCUGAAAUUCAUCAUAAAAUCAAAUGGCUUAAUCUUGAAUCAUCAAGUAUGGAACGUAUUCUUCAUGCUACAAAUUAUCCGAAUUUAUACGGACUUGGUUUAUAUGAUAUUGAGAUAAAAAUAGCUCUGUCUCUCUUUAUUGGUAAGAUAUUUUCUUCAACUCUUUCAAUAAUUAGUUAA
Molecule: messenger RNA, 429 nt
Organism: Rotaria sp. Silwood2
Lineage: Eukaryota; Metazoa; Rotifera; Eurotatoria; Philodinida; Philodinidae
Source: the annotation of a GenBank genome assembly